GCGAUAUGACCUUCACUGUGCUAAUGCAUCUUCAAAGUUUGUUUUGGCUACUGAGUUUUGGUCAUGCCCGAGUAUCCUCUAUGUCCUUUUAGUCCAUCCAUCUCAGAAAUACAGCAGGUGAAACGUGAAGAAAUUGAACGUCGAAAAAGGUUAAGAAUUUUGCAGGUCCGAAUGCAAGCCAAAAGAAAUGCUACCAAAGUUAGAAUGUUAUACAAUGCUAAGAAACAGCAGUUAUCAGAUGUUGUUGCAAGAGAUCUUCAAAUUAAGCGUGUAAGAGGGGAUAUGAAACUUCUAGAAGCGAAGAAGGAUGAAUACAGUAAUGUUAUGAAUCAGUACGGAAUUGGCCAUAGAUCUGCGGAAAAUUGGAAUGAUCCUACCUUAGAAACUUAUUGGAAUCUGUCUGUAGCCCAGAGACGAGCUAAAGAUCGAUUUCAUAUAGCUGUGGACAAACUGCAUAAAGAAAAGCUAACUCAAGACCUUGCACAACAUGAAACGCAGGAAAGGAUUAAAGAAGUUAGAAAUACUGAGAAAAAACGAGCUGCUUUAAUUGCUUCUCUACCACCACCUAAGGGUAUUCUAUCUGAAGAAAUUCUAAAACCUUCCUUCGCUUGUGAACCCUUGGUUCUUGUUUAUGACAUUGAAGCUAGAAACACAAUACAUACACAAAAUGUGCAAUCCGGAGUAGUUAUUAAAAACAACGAAGUUGACGAAGAAAAAGAUAUUGGAUCUCAAAGUGCUGCGAUUUCAGCGUGCAAAGAAGAACAACGUAUACAAGCAAUUGAACGUGAAAAUGCCAUUCAUGCCCGUGAAGAUCUUAUCAAAGCUGAUAUGCGUGGACGUCAAGCAAUGAGAAAAGAGCGUGUCCGUCAAUAUUAUCAAGCUUUACUAAAUCGUUUGGAUGAAGUCAAGCGUAAUGAGGCUUCACUUCGUAGAAGUCAAUUAUAUUCCGAAACCGUUAAAAGCUCCCAUGUUCCUGGUGGUGGUCCAUUUAAUGAUGCUGUUGUAAAUCGUCGGAUGGAAAAAGUCUUUGAGGCUGAAUUACUUUAUCAGUUGUCAAAUUUAAAUCGUGAAGAAUACAUCGAUGUUAUUGAAGAAAAUACUUUGGAAAACGAUGAUAAUAAUAAUAAUAAUAAUAACGAUAUAAAUAGAUAUAACGAAGUGUUGGAUAUGGAAUGUAAACAAAAACGCUCAUCCGUAAAGGAUAUAACACUUACUAAUGAUAGUAAUCUCGUUGAACAACCAAUGUCGCUGUCAAAUUAUCGCGUUUUAGAAUUUGAUCAGGAUAUCAAAGAUGUUGAUGAAAUUUCACAUCAUGAUGAACAUUUAAGCAUGGAAGAAGAGGAACUAGUGCCUGAUGAAAAAAAAUCUGUUAACUCGACUGAUUUAGGACCUGGUGAAAGACCAAUUCUACCUGAUAUUCGUCGUUGUCGUAUUCUUUCUGAAUCAAUUAAUCUUACAAAUUCUAUUCAUAAUAUAAACCCUAAUAAGACAUCUAAACUAAUUCAUGGAAAUUCAAAAAUAUCUCCACAGUCUAUUGCAUUAAGUAAAACAUCAUUUGAAAAUAAUUCUGCUAGCGAUAUUUGUACAGACGAUGAGAACAUACAGUUACGUCAAAAAUUACUAGAUGAAGAAUUGGACAUGAUUGAUAAACGCAUUAAUCGACUUCGACUCAGCUCGGCUUGUGAUCUUCAUGAAAAUCAGUCACAUUCAGCUAAAUUGUCAAGAAAAGAUUUGAAGGAAUCUACUCAAAUAAAUGACAAUAUAACUCCUAGAAAUAUGUAUAUAGUUGAAGGUUGUGUUUAUGGAGAUAAUGGAGUUAGUGAUAGAAAAGAUUCUUCAAAUUUACCGAUAGAUUUAUUGAACACAAAACCUAACACAGGUGAAACACCUUCAUUAUCUUUGAUAUCACAACCGACUACAACUGCUGCACUGGACGUGUUGUCUUCUGAAUCGACAGCAGUUGCCCAAAAGAUAAGCACAAGUAUGGCAUCAAAUAAUCAAAGUAGCUAUAAUACGGAAUCUACUGUUGUCAAAUAUUGUAUUUCAAAGCCGAUAACAGGUGUUUUGGCUGAACGUGCUCGUGAUCUUAUAAGGAUUCAAAAAGCUAAGUUGUUAAAUCUUGAAAAGUACAAAUCUACAGUUGAACUUUCACAAUCUUCACAUACAUCUAACCAAAGUUCUGUUGAUAUGGACUCGGAGAUCUUCACAAAUUCUCCAGCUACAAAUAUGGAAAUUAGUGAAAAUGAAGAUGUGAGUUGUUUCUCUCCAGAUGAUUCGAAACAGAUAAUGGAUUAUUGUUCUAUCACUAAAAUUGGGAAACAUUCUUCUAGUUGGCGCACAAAUGACGAUAAACAGUCUUUCGAGUUUUCUCUACAAAAGAAUGAAUCGUCGAUACCAUCUACAGAAACGCCAGUUAUUUUUAAUAAGUCUGUUCAACCACCGAAAAGUCAACAUGACGAUGCAUACGAUAAAUCACAUUCUAGUGAGAUCGUUAUUUUUGAUGAUGCCGCUCAAGAUGUGAGCAAAACUCCAGAUCAUGAAUCGUGCUUCGAAACUGUAUCUUGUAUCAAGAAUUUGAAUAAGAUGAAUUACGAAUCUUACAAGCAUCCACAUGAACUAAACACUAUUCAAAUAUCAAAUAAAAAAAAUCAAAAACUAGAGAUAAAGGUUCCUUUUCAAUCGUCUCCCUCAGAUCCACCUAUUAAAAUAUCUUCACAGUCAACACACUUAGUGGAUUUGCCGGCUAUGAAUAAUUUUUCAACAGUUCAGUCACCAUCGUCAUCAUUAUCAUCAUCAUCAUCUUCAUCAACAUUAUCACCACAAUCAUCAAUGAAUUCACCAUCGUCGAUUGGAUCGAAACAAACCAUGCCACCGUUAUCAAGUUCCGAUAAACCGCAAUCAUUAGAAUCAUACGCUACAUCAGAUACUUUAAAAGCUGAAUUAAAAGCAUUACUAACAUCGUCACUGAUCAAUUCAAUUAUUAGUCAUAAUUCAAGUGUAACAACUGAUACGAAUGAUUUGAAAAAAUUAUUUAGUUCACAAAGUUAUCUGUUGUCCUCUCUAUCGGGAAUUUAUCGAAAUGCGAAAACUCAAACAACUGAAAUUUCUUCUGAAACUGAAUUACCUUAUCCAACCACAUCUAUUUCUUCAAUUUCCUCUUUAAAUCCUUCACAAUUAUCAUCGAGCCCAAAAAAUGCUCAAUUAAAAAAGCUUUCAGAUAAUACAAGUAAUGAUCAACAGUCAAAUGAAAAUUCCACCGAACGUCCUCUUUGUGAUGGUCAUGCGGAUAAUCAAUCAAUCAACAGUAAUUACUCAAAUAAACUAACUGUGAACAGUGAUUCAAUUAAAACAAUCAAACAACGUAUUCUGAAUAAAUAUAUAAAUGCUAACAAAGAAUGGCUUGUUACUUUAUCUGGUUUAAAUAAUGGUAAAUUAUUACAAACUCAUUCUUCAUCGUCAUCACAUUCAAAGUCAAGUGUAGAAUUUCAUUGUCUCUCUGAAGUAACUGAUCCCAAAGAAAUUGAUUGGUCUGAAACAAGAUCUGAUUCAUCUUCGUUGCGUUCAAAACAAAUUUCCAUAAGUAAAUCUCCUGAAACUCAUGAAAAUUUUUCUUCAUCUCAAACAAUUAGUCCGUUAAGUAUGAUUUAUUCAACACGUUUUAAACCAUUACCACGAUUAGAGGAGGCAACAUCUGAAGAGUCAAUACAUACUGUUCAAGUUACUUCAGAUUUCAACAAUCUGUCGAAUACACCUUCGUCAUGGACAGAUAGUAGAAAAUCAUCAGAAUUCGGUAAUUUAUCUAUUUAUUCUACAAUAAAUUCUAGUACGACGUAUAUGCCUGAUAACUUUGUAAAAAAUGAAAUUACCAAUUCAUCUAUUCAGAACGUACUAAACAACGAAGAUUACUCACAUCAUUUAUCUGAGGAAAAUGAUACAAUUAAACAGUUACUUGAUAACAUUCCAAAUACUCCAGUUGAAUCAAAUAACAAUGAGAUUGUGCCCUGUCUAGGCUCUAAAUUAUCAUCAACAUCUUUGUCAGAGAAAUCAGAUAAUGGGACACUCAAUGUUCAGGAAUUUGGUCUUAAAAUUGUUUCAUGUACAAUACCUGUUGAUGAUCAGCGUAACAAUGUAAUAACAAGUGAAACGCCAGUUAUAAUCAACGCAAUUUCAAGCGAUAAUAUACCCGUCGAAAAUCUUUCUGAGAAUUCUCGACCAUCUAGUCCUGCUGAAGGGGCAGUUAGUAAAUUUUCUCCUAGCUAUCAUCAAAAUGUAAAGUUUAAUGUUUCCGCUUCUUUACCGUCUGUCUUUGUUGAGAGUAUGGAUGGGUGCGAAAAAUAUCAAAGACAAACUGAGACAGUGCAUUGCUCUUCUGAUAAUAAUCUCAAAACAUUUAUACAAACAAAUGAAACCUCACUCACAGAUUCAUUAAGAUCUUUCGAACGACAUGAGGUUCGCUGUGAUCUGCUGAGUAAUUCAGGAACAUUUACAGCUGGUGGUUUUAAAAAUCAGUUUCCCGAUACAUUAUCUAAUAAUGUUGACGCUAAAAAUGUCUCUUCACCUACUGAUACUUUAAAUAACAAAAAAACAACUGAGAAAUCAACAAUUACUCAUAGUAAAUGUUUAAUAAGUAAACAUACAAUGAAAGACUUUAUGAAUAAUCAACGUGAUCGUAUAAAUUCUAACCGUGUUGUAACUAAAACUUCAAAUACGAGGAAACUAGAUUCAUUUGUAUGUAAUUCGUCUAAGCAAAGAACCACACGCAGUGGGAUUGUUCAGAGUAUGGCUACAAACGGACAAAGAUCUAUAAAAAGUAAACCCUCAAAUGUUAACAAUCCAUCCUCAACUACCCAAAUAACUCGUAAAUCUUCUUUGAAGUCGGCUAAUGUUACCAAUUUGUUCGUUAAUAAUAAACAGCUUCCAUCGAUACCAGUGUGUACAUCGAAUUCAACUAGAUUAUCUAGUAAACAAAUUAAAACUUCUGAAUCCUACAAUUGUACAAAAUUAAAUCCUUUUAAUCAAGCUAAAGUAUUACAAAUGGAACUAAUACAAUGGCAACAGAAACGCUUAAAAUGUUAUCAAGAAUCACGUAAUAAUGAAAUGGCAAUCUCAACAAAUAAUGUCAUUCCGAAAACAAAUACGAAUUGUAUUUCAAUCGAUGUGGACAAUAAUAUUCCACUUAUAUCAGAUGAUAAUGUUGAUAAUAUUAUUAACUUGAAAAGCAUUCCUGGGAGCAUUCAAAUCAAGAAUGAUCAACAACUACUUGAAAACAACAAAUCAUCGCCCUCAAGUGAUAACGCAGAUCAAACUUCGGUGGAUUUGGCUAUGGUGAAUGAAGAUCAACCAGUGGUGUUUUGUCUUCCAGGAAUUGGUACUUCACAUCCUCCUCUAGCAGUUUGUUCCGGUGAUUUGUCGAUUAUUGAACCAGUAUCUGAAAUGAAUGUUCCUGACGACCCAACAACACCAGUAAUUGAACAUCCUAAUAAUGUAAAUUUUCCGUUGACUUCAGCAAUACCACCUCCUGAUGUUUCCAUUCAUGUUUCAAAAUCAGACAGCCAUAGUGUUAAAAAAAUUAGUACCAUAUCGUGCACACCGGUGUCAUCAUCUAAAUCAUACGAACGGAAUGACACAGUUUUGUUUAAUUACGAUCGUCAUCAACAGGCUCAUGCAAAUCGCCAACGUGUAAAAGAAUUUGAUCGUAUCCGCCGCGAACAAUUAAUGAAACGAAGAGUAUAA
Schistosoma bovis is the source of this 5733-nucleotide messenger RNA. The record is from the annotation of a GenBank genome assembly. Lineage: Eukaryota; Metazoa; Platyhelminthes; Trematoda; Strigeidida; Schistosomatidae.